UAUUCGGCUAGAGAUUAUAGGAACAAAAAGACCCAUUAGAGUUUGAUCCCCAUUACACAUAUAUCUUUUAUUGCUUUUUAUAAAAAAGAUCGGCUAAAUAUAUAAUUGUCAAUAUACAUCUUUUACAGAAUUAACACAAUAGUCCUAAUAUCAUUCCUUAGGCUAAGUUUGUUAACAAAUUAUAGUUAUGAUAUCUCCAUCUUAGUUCGGCAGUCAGGAUAGGAAAAUAUACUUUCUUAAAUAACUCCAAUGAAAAUCUAUUAUGUAUUAAGCACUCAGUGAUCAUAAUUAAAUGUUAAUGAUCAGUUGUUUACAAACAAAUCUAUUAGUUAACCAAAAUCUGAUCAACCGCUUUGACAAAUGUUUGAUUUAACUUUUAAGAAAACCUCUGUGGCAGUCAACCGUACCGUCCCAAAACACAGAUGUGCUGCCAGUGGUCUGUGGCCCCUAGAAUUGCUGGGUCUCGCACUAGAUGUUGUGGAACCAUGUCCUAUGAUCCUGAAAAAGAGAUAUGUUGUGCCAAUGACCACACAUCCCCACUGGUAGGUGGUGACAACACUCAAUGCUGUGGACUUGAGGCCUACGAUCCGAGGAAAUCAAUUUGUUGCGGUCAUGAUAUUCAGCCUCUUGUUGCGGGAAAAGAUACCCAUUGUUGUGCACACGAGAGCUAUGAUCCUAUGGAAAGAUUGUGCUGCCAAGGGAUGUUGUUCCCCCCACACAUCCAUCCGGAUUGUUACCAUUGUGACGACAAUGGUCAUGAAGUUGCAACUUUUGAUACCAACAAAAACGCAUGUUGCAAUGGAAAACUGGUACCAGCCGUUGCGGGAAAUCUCACGUGUUGCUGCAAAGGCAAAGCGUUUGAUCCAAGAGAUAAAAUCUGCUGCGACAAUGUCCUUCAAGAGAGAAAUGGUGGGGCUGUGUCAUUCUGUUGUGGGAAAGACAAUUUAGAUCCAGUGACUCAAAUAUGUUGCAAUGGGGAAGUACAGCCGUUGCUAAAUGAGAAAAUUACAAGAUGUUGUAACAAGAGGAGUUUUGAUCCGGAUUUCCAAGUCUGUUGCGAUAGUAAUUUGCUCUUGACAAAACUGAAAAAAGACGACACUUGUUGUUGUGGAAACAGUACAUACAAUACAAAUAAAGCUGUGUGCUGCGACGGAAACGUACAGCUAAGAUACAAAAAAGGAACACAAUGUUGUGGGACAACAAGUUUUGAUGCUACGAAGAUGUUGUGCUGUGAUGGUGUUGUACAACCGUUAGGUAAGAAAAAAGCCGUGACAAGAUGUUGUGGUAAGAAAAGCUAUGAUGCUGAGCAGAAGUUGUGUUGCAACGGAAAUCCUGUGAAGAAAACGAAAAAGAAAGAUCUCGGCUGUUGUGGAAGUGGAACUUAUGACCCAAGAAGCCAAAUAUGUUGCAAUGGUAAACAAGGCAAAUUCUUUAAAGGCGGAACAAGAUGCUGUGACACAGAGAGUUAUGAUGCAAGAAAAUCUAUAUGCUGUAAUGGUAAAGUUUUCUCAAGUAAAAUGCGGUGUUGUAAUGGGGUAGCAUAUGAUCCUAAUCUACACGUUUGUUGUGACGGAAUGGUAUUACGAGAGAAAAAUAAUGUAAAUGAUAACGUUUGUUGUGGAACGUCUACAAUGAACUAUGACACGCAUAUUUGUUGUGAAGGUAAAUCAACAGAGCGGCCUAAUGAUCGCGAAUUUAGAUGUUGUGGUAGCCAAGGCUUUGACCCAGAGACCCAUAUAUGCUGUAAUAAUGUCAUUGUUAAAAGGGAGAAAAUGGGAGAUAACUGGUGUUGUGGAGAAACGAGUAUCAAUACAAAUAAUCAGAUUUGUUGUCGUGGUAACCCUCAAUCUAUAUAUGAGACAGUUGACAACACAUUUUGUUGUAAGCAAAAAAGUUUCAACUAUAGGACACAAAUGUGCUGUUUCGGGAAAGUUGUUGAUAAAAGAACGCCGAAAGAUGAUUACUGUUGCGGAAACACCACAGUCGACGCUAAAGAUGAAAUAUGUUGCCAGGGUGUCCCAAGACGGGUUCCAGAUAUUAGCACAGCAUUCUGCUGUAUGGAUAAAGCUGCAGAUAUGAGCGAAUACCUCUGUUGCGAUGGCAAAAUGGUAGCUAAAAACGGUGCAGACGACCAAAUUUGUUGCGGCGAAGUUACAAUAAAUGUAAAUAAAGAAAUAUGCUGUGAAGGUAAUCCACAGAUGCUUGUAGGAGAUGAAUACACAAAAUGUUGCGGAAGUAAGAGUUAUGAUUCACGUAAAGAAAUAUGCUGCGAAGGACGGAGGAUGACAAAAAGGAAUCCAGAUGAUACAUGUUGCUGUGGUAACUUAUCAAUGAAUGCAAGGACAGAAAUUUGUUGUAUGGACACCAUUGGUGACGCAGGCAUGCUUUGUUGUAUGGAGAAAAGUUAUGAUCCAGAAAAGUAUAUGUGCUGUGAUGGUAGAAAUAUCGUACGAAAACGAAGUCCUUCAGACAAUUGUUGCUGUGGCGAUGAAACUAUGGAUUCAAGCAAAGAGAUAUGUUGCGAUGAGAAGCCGCAACCAAAAGAGAAUGACGACUACAUUCUGUUGUAA
Messenger RNA from Mercenaria mercenaria, 2570 nucleotides. RefSeq lists its product as uncharacterized. The transcript has 4 exons. Bases 423 to 2570 code for a protein of 715 amino acids. The record is from RefSeq and is a predicted model, not a curated record. NCBI's taxonomy places the organism in Eukaryota, Metazoa, Mollusca, Bivalvia, Venerida, Veneridae.